AAGAUUGAUAUUUCUAUCAUUGAUGGAUCACAAGUUUUGUGGGCUCAUCUUAUAUCUGGAAUCGAGAUCAAACAAUCGCUAAAAAACACUACCUUAUAUCACGAGGCAAUCGGACAGCUCGUAGACCGUUUUCAAACCGUUUUCCGAAUGCAACGUGGACGACGCUUUAUUAUCGGCGCUGUUUGUUGUGAUAACCUUAUAGAGUUCAUAUACGCUAAUUCCGAACUUAAACUUAAACGUUCGGGCUUAUUGGAACUCAGUUUUACCAAACAGACAACAGGAAUGCAAAUGCUACUAAACAUGUUGAGUUCGAAUCAACAUCAGCUCGGCUACUCUCCACCCAAAGAUCAUGAAGCGUUGGUCGGUACUUCAGGCUUUACCUAUGAAAACGUUCUUCGACAAGCAGAUAACGGACGAGGAUCACUUGUUUUCUCCGGCUUUAUAAAUUCAAAAAAAGCCGUUCUUAAGGCCUCUAUGGAUCUCAAUAAUGAGCUGAAGAUGCUUGAGAUUCUUAAAGACUGCGAGUACAUUCCCCAAGUCAUUAACAAAGGAUUACUUUCAGAUGGCAGAAUGUUCAUUGUGACGACACCGGCUGGUGUACAUCUCGAAGCCAAAAAGCACGGUGUGAAAGGGACUUUAAAGGCUUUGCGGGAUGUUAUGAAAGCUUUAAAGUUUUCUCAUGAACAUCACAUUUAUCAUCGUGAUGUUUCAUAUUUAAAUAUCGUAUACAAAAAUCAAAGAGGCUAUCUUAUCGAUUGGGGUGUAGCAUCGAAUACUUCUGACUUAGUUAAUGCUCCAUUGACCGGAACUUAUCUAUUUUCUUCUCUUCCGGUUUUGAACUGUUUUGAAUCUGGAGUUCCUCACACAUAUUCGGUUAAUGAUGAAAUCGAAUCCUUGUUCUAUGUAUUCAUGUACAUAGCUUGUGAUGGAAUCGUGCGCUGGCGAAAGCAUUCGGAUUUGUCAACAAGUGUCGCAAUAAAAUAUAAUGUGAUGAUCUGCCCGUUUGAAUUUGGAAGGCACUUGGUCAAGUAUGCUUAUGAUUAUUCAGUAAUGACAGUCUAUAUUCGUGACGUGCUAGAUCAGUUUGUGCGACAUAUUAAUUACUCAUAAUCGAAAAGAACUUCUAUUUUUUCAAAAGAACCAAAGUAUAGAUUGUGCUACAUUUGAAAACGAUCUUUCCCAAAGUAAAAAUGAAAACACUUAAAAUCUUAAACAUUUAAAAGAUAGCAAAUUGAAUCAAAUCGUAAAGAAAAGCUGCUUCUAAAGAAAAAAG
Rhizophagus irregularis DAOM 181602=DAOM 197198 is the source of this 1273-nucleotide messenger RNA. RefSeq lists its product as uncharacterized. The record is from RefSeq and is a predicted model, not a curated record. Gene Ontology annotation, biological process: peptidyl-serine phosphorylation; signal transduction; endocytosis. Gene Ontology annotation, cellular component: cytoplasm; nucleus. Gene Ontology annotation, molecular function: protein serine/threonine kinase activity. NCBI's taxonomy places the organism in Eukaryota, Fungi, Glomeromycota, Glomeromycetes, Glomerales, Glomeraceae.